Messenger RNA from Hepatospora eriocheir, 1167 nucleotides. The record is from the annotation of a GenBank genome assembly. Lineage: Eukaryota; Fungi; Microsporidia; Hepatosporidae.
AUGAUUAACUUAUUAUUUUUAAUUAGCAAUAAAAUACUAAAAAGCUAUUUAAGAAAUUCAUUUUAUGUAAACCGUGCUAAUUUAAAUAAUUCUAUUGUUUUAAUUACAAGUUCAGAUACGUCAGAUGAUUCAGAAACAAGUGAUGAAAGUAUUUUAUAUGUAAAUAACCAAUAUCUUUUUCCUAAUGUAAUUUUAAAAACAUAUUUGAGAUCAGAAUUUAAUGAAGAAUCUAUUAUUGAAUCUGAAAGUAUAGAAAUAUCUCAAUCAAUUUCACUAAAAUAUUUAAUUAUUAAUAACUUAGAAAAUAGAAAAAUAACAUUUAUUAAAUGCAAUAAUACUGGACAUUAUUAUCUGAUAACAAGUUUUAUAGAUAGUGGAAUGGAUAUAAAAAAUUAUUUUAUUUUAUUGCUUAAGCAAAACAAUAAAAUCCCUUUUUAUCAUGCUUCACUAUCAAUUCAAGAAUCUAAUAGAUAUUUGAUGAUAAUUCAAAAUAUAAUCAAUGAAAAAAAUAUUUGGAAAUUUCUAAAUUAUUCUGUAAUAUUGAAAAAUUCUGAAAAAAACUUAGAUGUUCAAAAACUUUUUAAAUUAGUGCAAUGCUUGUAUAAACUAAAAAUAUGUUUUUUACUAAAGAAUAAUUGUUUUUUUCAAUUAAUAGAAUUAUCUUCUAAGUUUAAAGAUUCUGUUAGGUUUAAUAUUCAAUUUUAUUAUGAAAACAACCCAAACUUGUGUUUAACAGAUGUUUCAUUAUUAGAUGCAUAUUUUAAAAAUGAAAGUAUAAAAGAAAAUUAUGAAUUUGUAACAAAAGAAUUUGAAAAUUUUUUACAUGAAUUGAUAUUUAUUGCAAAAUAUUCUUUUUACCCAUGUGAAUUUAAAAAGUAUGGCUUUAAAUAUUACAAAGGCAAUGAACAGAUUGAUUUAUCAUUUGAAUUGUUUUAUGAGUAUUUCAUUAAAAAAAUGUCAUGUAAAACACAAAUUAUCUAUAAUUUUACCAUAAAUUUAGAAAAUCAAGUUCAAAAUGACAUACCUAACAAUGUGAUAAUUAAUAUUACAAAAUUAAAAUCUGAAACAUAUUUUAUAAAUAUGAUCAUACGUUUAUUUAUACUUUACCCUGAUAGUUGCAUUCAAUAUAUUUACGACAUUAUGGACAUUGAUACAAUCGAUAAUUAA